Orbicella faveolata is the source of this 5495-nucleotide messenger RNA. Its product is annotated as serine/threonine-protein phosphatase 6 regulatory subunit 3-like. The record is from RefSeq and is a predicted model, not a curated record. Gene Ontology annotation, molecular function: protein phosphatase regulator activity; protein phosphatase binding. Gene Ontology annotation, cellular component: cytosol; nucleus. Lineage: Eukaryota; Metazoa; Cnidaria; Anthozoa; Scleractinia; Merulinidae.
UUUGGCGGCCAUCUUGAAUAUGAAAAUCACGUGCUCAAACUGCGAAACAUAUUAUGGUCCAUAAGACUCAUUUCCAUUUUCCUUCUAUAUUCUUGCUCCAUUGUAAAGCUGAGUGAACUCGUUUCCCGCCGUUAGACUAACAUACAUUCUUCCGAACGUUUCCGUCGAUUACCUCCUCUAUAACAGAGAAACGUCCCUGACAUUUCCAGCUUAUUAAUGGUGGUAUAAGACUAUCAGUUCAUGUUAUGUGAAACAAAGUAUUUCGAGCGCAUGCGGUCACGACAGCCAACAGUCUCUUGGAAAUAGUGGUGGAUUUCAUGUUCAGUUGAGGUUUUGGUUUUAUAGUGGAACGUUCGUAAGCUGGGAAAGUAAGCAGUUUGCAUGGUGAAAAUUAUGGCGGUUAUAACCCGUCGAAACAGUUAAAGCCGCCAUCUUUACGGCCAGCUCAGCAGUGCGAAGCGAAAGUUGUUACAGGACUUCGUGGAUCGUGGAUGGGCUCAAACAAGAAGUUUUCAUUCUGCUACACUUGAGAAAUCUCAUGCAAACGCUUAUAUUUUAGCUUAUUUGGUCUUUAUAAGACCUAUUUCCAGAAUCGUGAGGAGGAAUAUAUACAAGAACGACGCAAAAUGUUUUGGAAAUUCGACUUGCACCCUAGCUCUGCUAUAGAUACUAUGUUAACAAGAGAGGACUGCACUUUGAGCGAAAUAUUGGAUGAAGAUGACGUUCUGCAAGAGACGAAAUCACAAAAUAGAAAGUUGGUGGACUUUUUUAUUAGACCAGAGAUCUUAGAGGAACUAGUAAACCUAGUUCUACAACCACCAGAUGAAAGUAAAGAGGAAUGUCUCAAAUACAAACAUCCCAACAUGGCUUGUGAAGUGUUAACAGCAGACGUAUACGCAAUAAUUGACAAGCUAACAAACAAUGAGGAUCUACUCAACAAAAUUUGGUCAUUUAUGGAAUCUGAACCCCCCCUUAAUCCUCUGCUAGCAAGUUUUUUCAGUAAAGUUAUGGGCGUUCUUAUAAGUAGGAAAACAUCUUUGAUGUUAGAGUACUUAAAAAGUAAAGAAGAUUUUGUCAAUGCCAUUGUGAAACACCUUGGGACAUCUGCCGUCAUGGACUUACUCCUUCGGUUAAUUACCAGCGUGGAGUCUCCACAACUGCGGCAAGACUUACUUGAGUGGUUAAAUGGUCAAAAACUAGUGGAGAGUUUGGUCUCUUUAAUUGACCCUGAAAUUGAUGAAGAGAGAAGCUGCAAUGCUGCACAAAGCCUGUGUGAUGUAAUCCGUCUCAGUAGAGAUCACAUGUCACAACUCCAAGAGAAUGCUGAUCAAGAUCCUUUGCUAGAUGCAGUUCAAAGGAGAGAGACAGUGUCAGAGUUAUUAGAUCAUAUGCUUCAUGAUGCUCAACUUCAUCCCGAUGUAGCACUCGUCAAUGGAAUCUCUGUUCUACUCACACUGUUGGAAGUCAGGAAAGGAAGUGGAGAGGGAGAAGAACCAAUGACUCCCUUGGAUGCAGAAAGACUUGCACAAGGUGUUAGUGCUACAUUAGCUGCUUUAACUCCACGACUCAAAGACUUCCAUCAGCUUCUGGUGGAUCCACCUCCAAUGAAGCCAAUGCUAACGACAAUAGGAACUCUAGACCCUCCCCUUGGCAAUGCUCGUCUUCAAGCCUCCAAGUUGAUUGCUGCCAUAUUAGCCACUAAUAGUGAUACAAUAAAUGCUGAACUAGCUAACUUAGGAACUCUUCAAGUUUUAUGGGAGUUAUUUUUCAAGUAUUCAUGGAAUAAUUUUCUCCAUACUCAAGUGGAGAAGUGUAUAACCACAGUUUUAAACAAUCCCCCAACUGAAGAAGAUGGUGAACAGUCUACUCCUUUAGUCGAUGUUUUAUUUAAAGAUUGUCAAAUUAUACAAAGGAUACUCCAGGAAUGGGAUGAUCUUGAUUCAGAAACAGGGCUGACCAGCAAACGGAAAGGAUACAUGGGCCAUUUGACAAAUGUGGCAAACAGUAUUGUUCAAAGUGUAGAGAAAGGCAAAAACAAAGCUGCUCUUGAUGCAACAUUUUCUGACUUGCCAGAGAAUGUUCGUGAAAGAUGGAAUGCAUUUGUGAGUGGAAAGUUAGCAGAUGUCAACAAACAAAACUUAUCUGAACUGGUUGGUCAUCAUUUUCAGUCUUCUUCAGAUGAUGAAGAUGACUUCAAGCCUAUCUCCUUCUUGCAUACAGAGAGCUCACUUCAACAGGCAUUUUCACGGUAUCAAGUGCAACAGAUAACAACAGAAUUCAUGGACACAUUUGGCCUUGAUGAAGAUGAGUUUCAAGAACCAGAUGACUCAAUUAGUGGGCCAUUUGACAGAAUUGGAGACCUCAGUUUUAGGAUGAAUGCCCAUGAGGAUAAUCCCAACACUGCCCUAUUUGAGGCUUGUUGUAAUGAGAAAAUUCAACAAUUUGACGACAGUGGAAGUGAUGAAGAAGAUAUUUGGGAGGAAAAGGAACUCACAUUUUCAUCCAUUGCAGAAUCAAGGCAAAGUACCCUGUCACCUGAAGGAGAAAGUGACAGUGAGAGUAGCGAAAGUGAUGAUGAUCUGGAGUCACCUGGUGGUAAAGCCCCCAAUGUCCCAUAUAAGAAUGGCAGCAGCCCCCAGGGAUCUCCAGUAAAGCAACCUCCUCCAGCUGCAGACAACAAAAUGGAAGUAGAUCCUACAGAUGCAUGGUCCCUUGCAUUUGAACCAGAGGAAGUAGCAGUAGAUGAAGCCGUGUCUAUGGAUGCAUCAGAUGUUGGCUGGGGAGAGACUCCUGCAGCAACAACAGACACAGGAUGGGCCACAUUUGAUAGUUUUACUGACAUAAGAAUGGCUCCCAGCAGUCAACCAUCAGAGGACGCAGGGGAUCCUCCAGUUGCCAUGGAAACAGAGCCAUCACCUCCUGCUUCACAAGCUGGAGCAGCAUACAUUGUCAAGGAUAAGUCCAACCCAGACAAACAGGAUGAGUCAAGAACACAGGGCCUGGUAUCCAGUGCCGAGGCUCUUGGAGUAGCUACCGAAACUGAAGGCAAAUCUACAGACAAGGCAAAGCACUCACCUGUGGUUGAUAGAGCAGCACUGUACAGGUGUGAGGGUCGAGCAAGUGACAGUUCAGCUCCAUUAGCAACAGAUGAUAGUGACGAUGAUAUCUCAGAUGAUGAAACACCUAGUGUGAGAUGUGAGGAGGCAUUUUCAAGGUUGACAGACAUAGGUGUAACGGAAGGAGAGUCUGCAGAUAGUGGAGUUAUGCCCUUGAAUAAUGUUCACAAAGAUACAAUGUCGAGUACAAAAAUGGAUAAUGGCCCUGUGGACUUCACUAAAGAACCGGGAAAUCAGGGCUUAACAAAGAAAACUAAAUUGGAUCAAGAUACAAGGUCACCCUUAAAGGAGUUAGUGGAAUCACAGACAAGUCUAGUAAAUGGACCAGGCUAGAUUUGCUGAUUUGUAGCCAAUGUUUUUUGUUUGUAAUGUUGUUAAAUUUGUAUGUUAUAGAUGAUGAUCUGUGUAAAAUAUUUUAAUAAUUACUUGGCCUGCUGAAAGUGGAAAUCCCUUACUCAGCAGGCUGGUUUAUUGUUGAACAAGUGUAGUAUUCUCGACACAGUGUACGCUGGAAUAUCUUUGUAUAUGAAGAGUUUUUCUUUAGUCAUAAAGAAUUGGCAUGAGUCAGUUAAUGUUGUAUGAGCAUAGCUCGCAGGCUCUUAUACGCUGCACUUAAGCAAAGCAAAGCUGCAAGGCACGAGUCUCUUCACCCUCCAACUUGUCUCUUGCGGCUCUGCCUUUGCUUGCGCCGCAACACACAGGAGCCUGCUUACGGGCUAGUGUGAGCAUAGACAAGAAACACUUGCAAUGCAUCUACUGUAUAUUCUGCAAAAUUGCCUUAUCUGAGGUGUAGUGUAACAGGCAAACAGACAUUCACUUUCACACACUACAAGUAUGUUGACUUGAACUACAUCAAUUUAAACUAGAGUUGAAAGUGAUGCUCAGUUGAACUUGCAUUGAAUUGCAGCCAGUUUGUUUAUUUUUCUUUUGUUCGUGGUUGGACUGUUUCGCUGUUCACUCACUUUUCAUAAAGUUAGGAACUGGGGUUGGUGUAGUUUUAUGAAUGUAACACUAAUAGUACAGCCUAUUUACUGGGGAGUUGUAAAUUUGAAAGUAGCAUCAGAAUUCACUCAAUGGGGUUCCUGGUGACGUUUUGUUAUGAAAUUGAAGACAAAAAAAUUGAAUUAUCACUGAAGCUAGCCGUUCAUAGUGAAGUGCAGAUGUUGAAAUGCAUCUUCGAGAUACUGAAUUUCUAAAACACUUGUCUUUUAUCGAAGGACAAAUAUUGUUGUAAUGACGAGGACAAGUAAAGUGAUGUACAUAGAACAGGUUUUUUUUUUAAUCCUUGAAAGAUCUUUUCAUGGUAGAAUUUCUUUCAGGUCUUUCUGUUUUAGAUUUCUUACAAAGUUCAUUCAGAAUUCAUUUGGUAUGACUACAAACUCAGCAUAUCAAGCAUCCUUCCAUGGUUCAUCACGUUGUUCUUGCUAUUUUGACAGGAUUCAAACUACUCCUGGAAACUCCUGGAUUUUUGAAAGGUUUUUCCUGGGCCCUAGAAAAUGCUGUGAAAAUUCAAUUUUGGCAUCAACUCCUGGAAAACUCCUUGAAUUUAUCUAUUAAUGUUAGUUGGAGAUUUUUUCACAAAAAAAGCGAAUAAGAAAGUUAUGAAAAGAUUUCUUUACAUACACUUUGACUGAGUAACUUGUGUCAAAGAAAUUGAAGUGAAAUUCCCAACUUUGGGUCCUUUUUUUGUUUUUGUUUAUACCAUUGAAAACUCCUGGAAUGAUAGUAUGAACCCUGUUUUUAUAACUGUUUUGCCUGAUGCAAUAGCAACUCACUGGAAGAUUAACUUGAAAAAUCUCCAGUUUAAGGCUUAACAUUAGAUGAACUCUAUAACUGGUACUCGUAGCUCUUGCAGUGCAGUGCAGUGCAACUGCAUUGUGCAAAGAAAGUCAUGUCUGAUAGACCAGGGUGAGUCAAUUUUUCAUUCAGGUUAGUGGAUUCUAUCGUUUGUUUUCCCAAUAAUAUUAUCAAGAAGACAUUUUCAGUAAGGAACAAGUGCGAAGUAAGAAAUAAUAUUUUGGGAGCCUCUGAGAAUGACUUAUGGGCUAGUGCAUCAGAAAAUUGGUUUUCUUUGCACACUGAGCUUGGAUCUUUUCCUUGUGUCUGCCAAUUUACAUACUUUUACUCGAGAGUUCUGAUUGGCUGAUUUCACUUGACAUAGACAUUUCUGAUAAUAUUGAAUGCUUGAUUUCUGUGAUUGUCGUCAUACCAUAAUUAUUCAUUAGAAGACCACUUAGAAGUUCAAACGCUUUCUGAACUGUCAGUGCAUGUACAAAAAAGCUGUAACCAGAAAGGACCUUCUUGAGGAAAAAGUCAUUUCAGCACUUUGUAGUCAUAACUUGGGUCUGUUGCCCCUUGAAUAAAAUUCACCUUGUGAAA